Molecule: messenger RNA, 1984 nt
Organism: Cuscuta campestris
Lineage: Eukaryota; Viridiplantae; Streptophyta; Magnoliopsida; Solanales; Convolvulaceae
Source: the annotation of a GenBank genome assembly
AAUCACCAAAAGUCAAAAUGAGAACAUCUUAGGGGGGCGGAGGGAGUACAUUUUAUUUUGUAGAAUUUUUUAUUACAUUUUAUUUUGUAGAAUUUUUUAUGUUUUUCUUAAUGUGCCAAUUUUAUUUUAUAUUUUUAUAUUAAUCUUUAAAUAAAACUGAAAUAAAAAAUUUAAGGGAAAAUGGUGCUUUCCCUCACCUCCGCCGCUCCGAAUCUACUCCGCCAUCAACCGAACAGCGCCGAUCGCAGCUUCAGGUUUCUCAGCCUCGGCAAUUCCCACCAUCUCCGAUUCACCAAGAGUUUAACCAUCUUUGCUAACAACAACCAUAUCAGUUAUCCCUCGGUCCACCGCAACUUGAAUCUACCUGCCGCGGCGGCGGUGACCCCCGGCGACAUUUUCCGGCAACUUGUAGCUUCCUCUGUUCUCUUCUUAGGUCUUGGUUUCACCUUUCGCGCCUCCGCUUGCCCCGCAGUUGCUCCUCCUCUCACUUCAUCAGAGGCCCAUCCUCUAGACACUGAACCCCAAGACAAUGGUGAAGGGAGACAAACGACAGAUGUGGUUGAUUUUGAAGAUGAAGAGCUUCAAGCUGCAUUUGAGAAAUGGAAGACCAAGACAUAUGCUUUGACAGUUCCUCUAAGAAUCGUUUCCUUUAACAACUCAUUUCCUCCUAUAUGGAUCAAAGACUUUCUGCAUGCUCAAGGGAGGAAAGUGAAAAUAUGUCCAGAGUUUUGGCAUAGCUGUCAAGAUAUUUUUCAUGAACUUCGUAUAGCAUUCGAGAAAGGAGUUGUUAAUAAAAAAUCUGCAGUGGUAGCUGAUGUCAUAGCUCUUGGUGAUGCAUGGCUUACUUUUUCAAUUAAGCAUGGCUUAAUUGAACCAAUGCAAGGGGUAGAAGACCAAGAAUGGUUUAUUAAUAGGUUAAGUGACAAAUGGAAGGCGUAUUUACGAAGGAGUAGUGAUGGGAGACUAGAUUCUCAGGGGAAGAUAUGGUCUGCUCCCUUCAGGUGGGGAAGCGUCGUAAUAGUUUACAAGAAAAGAGAAUUUCGCAAGCAUAACUUAGCUCCUAUUAAUGACUGGGAUGAUUUGUGGCGGCCUGAGCUUGCAGGAAGGAUUUCUAUGGUUGAUUCACCACGGGAAAUAAUUGGCGCAGUUUUGAAAUAUAUGGGUGUAUCUUAUAACACUAAAGAUUUGGACUCUGAGGUUACAGGUGGGCGAAAUGCUGUUCAGCAGAACCUUGCAUCACUAGUUAAACAGGUUCGGCUAUUUGACAGUAGAAACUAUCUUAAAGCCUUUGGUGUGGAAGAUGUAUGGGUAGCCGUUGGAUGGAGUAGCGAUGUGAUUCCUGCUGCAAGGCGGAUUUCAAAUGUUGCAGUAAUUGUUCCAAAAUCCGGCGCAAGUUUGUGGGCUGAUUUCUGGGCAAUACCGGCGGCAACAAGACUUGCAUCAUCAGAUGAACUUGGGGGAAGAGUGAGAGGGCCCUCGCCGCUAGUGCACCAGUGGAUAGACUUCUGUUUACAGUCCGAGAGACAGUCGCCCUUCAAUAAAGGGGUCAUACCCGGUGCAACUCCACGGAGACUUGAAACCCCAACGCCGGUCUUAGAAGAAGAAGAAGAGGAAGGGCUCGGAAAGAGGAGGCCGAAACUUGACACUAACCUCACUGCUUCCGGUGUCCCUCCGCCGGAGAUCUUGUCGAGAUGUGAGUUUCUAGAGCCGUUGUCGGACAAGGCACUCUCAGACUACCAAUGGCUGAUUAGCAGUGUGCAUAAAGAAGAGUCUUCUGGUUCCAGUUUUAUGGGAAGAACACUGCAGAAUGUUCUCUCUCUUUUCACAAACUCUUUUCUUAGAGUGGCCAAGUCAAAGGAUGUGUGACAUUACAAAAACCAAAUUGGUGAAGAUCACUCUCUCAUGUGUUUGUUCAAAAACUUGUCAUUUGUUGUUUUUAAAAAAAAAUGUAGUCAUUUGUUGUGAAUGAAUUAAUGUAUCAUAU